Messenger RNA from Striga hermonthica, 1980 nucleotides. Lineage: Eukaryota; Viridiplantae; Streptophyta; Magnoliopsida; Lamiales; Orobanchaceae. The record is from the annotation of a GenBank genome assembly.
AUGGUGACCAAUCACGAAAUAAUCGAAUUAGACGAUGAAAUUGAUCAGGGAUUAGAAGCCUCGUCCAACCCAUCGAGCCCGCGCGCCACCCGAACGGGCGCUAACGUGGCCGAAGAAAUCAUCGACAUUAUCGAGUCCGUGAAAGCCAUAGGCGAAUACAGGAGGACGCAGAGGAAGGAAUGCUCGAUCCUUGUCCGGAGGCUAAAGCUUUUCUUGCCGGUUUUGGAGGAGAUUAGGGACGUGGAUAGGCCGAUUGCCCCUGAAUCGGGAACCGUUUAUCUCAAGAGAUUGAAAAGGGCUUUUCAAUCUGCCAAGAAACUGCUCAAGUUGUGCCAUGGAGGCAGCAAGAUUUAUCUGGCGUUGGAAAGCGAGGCCAUGAUGGUUCGAUUUCAUGGCGUGUACGAAAACAUCAGCCAGGCCGUUGAAGGAAUGCCGUACGAGGAGCUCGGGAUUUCGGAUGAAGAGAAAGAACAGGUAGUCGAAUUAUUGCGAAUGCAGCUAAGAAGAGCCAAGAAAAGAACCGACACGCAGGACAUCGAGCUCACGAUGGACCUAAUGGUAGCCCUCUCCACAAACAACGAGACGAACACUAGCAUUGCCAGCGUGGAGCGGCUGGCCCACAAGCUGUCCCUGCACACGCCAAACGAGCUUGCCCAGGAGACUCUCGCUAUCCGAAAGCUCGUCAAGGAAAGGCGAGGUCUUGGGGCCGAGAGCACACAGCAAAUCAUAACCCUUCUCAACAAGUUCAAGAAGUUAGCUGGCGUGGCUGAAAACGGGAUUCUUGACGACCCGGACGUGCCCAAAUCCCUCACCAAGUGCAUGUCCAUUGCUGUCCCGAACGAGUUCUUGUGCCCCAUCACAUUGGAGAUUAUGACGGACCCGGUUAUUGUUGCCACGGGCCAGACGUACGAACGAGACAGGAUACAGCAAUGGCUGGACUCGAACCACCGGACAUGCCCCAAAACCGGCCAAAUCUUGUCCCACCUCUCGUUAACCUCGAAUUACGCUCUCAAGAACCUAAUCCUUCAAUGGUGUGAGCAGAACAAAUUCCAACUCCCGAAAAAGAAAUCCUCCGCCAGCGUCGAGGCGGCCAACUCGACUGCGGACAUCGAGAAAAUAUCGUCACUCGUGAAAAACCUCUCGUCGAGCAAGCUCGACGAGCAGAGAGAGGCCGUCAAGAAAAUCCGCCUCCUGUCCAAGGAAAGCCCCGAUAACCGAACCCUAAUCGCAAACUCCGGGGGAAUUCGGAGGCUCGUGAGCCUGCUGUCCUACCCGGACUCGAAAAUCCAGGAACACGCGGUCACGGCCCUUUUAAACCUCUCGAUCGACGAGUGCAACAAGAAGCUGAUCUCGGACAAGGAAGAAGCCAUCCCGGCUAUAAUCGAGAUCCUGCAAAAGGGAAAAGUCGGGGCCCAGGAGAAUUCGGCCGCCGCACUCUUCAGCCUCUCGAUGCUCAACGAGAACAAGGUCAAAAUCGGAACUUUGAACGGGAUUCCGCCACUUGUCGAGCUACUGAGAACGGGGACCAUCCGUGGGAAAAAGGAUGCCAUGACUGCCCUUUUCAACCUCUGUCUGAACCCGGGAAAUAAGUCGAGGGCCAUCGAGGCCGGUAUAGUCGAGCCUUUGCUAAAAAUGCUAGGUGACGAAAAAAUCGAGAUGGUGAACGAGACACUCUCGAUACUGCUGGUUCUGGCUUCGAGCCAGGAAGGGAGGAAGGAGCUCGGGAGCCUGUCGUUUAUCGAAACGCUCGUGAAUUUGAUACGGGACGGGACUCCGAAGAACAAGGAGUGCGCGACAGCUGUCCUGCUCGAGCUCGGGUCAAGAAAUAGGAAUCUGGUGCUUGCCGCCCUACAGUAUGGCGUGUACGAGAAUCUCGUGGAGGUUUCAAAGAGUGGGACCGAGCGGGGGCAGAGGAAGGCUGGCUCGUUACUGAGGGUUAUGAGUCAGGCAGAGCAAAUCCCGAGCGAGGCAUCAAUGUAG